AGCAACAAGAUGCAGUGAUGCCAAUCACCUCCCGUCGAAGAUAUCUAGUGCUUAGGCUUACUUGAUUCAUUGUCCAUUCUCAAAGCAGGCAGCAUAUUAAUCGACCCAGGGUAUCAUUCGGAAAAUCGUCCUCUUCAGUAAUAGACGAACCUACUAUUGUGUUCGCAGUAAAGGCAUUCGUCAUUCGCAAAAAUGGAGCAAGGCUCAGUCGCCCGAUCCGCUUCCUCGGGCAGUUUGCUUGGGCGGAAGCUUCCCAGCCCACGCCGGCGUGUAGUGAGGACGCCAGCUGCAGCGGGGAAUGAUCAUGCGGAUCAACCUGCCUUCCGUGCUGCUCGAAAUAACGGAAGCCCGUCUACUCCGUCCGCUGGCCUACUUGAACAGCACAACCAUGAAGAGGGAGAAUCGAAAGCCGACGUCCUUGCGGAAAUACAGCGUAUGCGGCAAGAGUUGGCAAUGAUUGCUCUGCGCAAACGUCGCAUAAAAUCGGACAGCGUACUAAGUUCGGUAAUAAUUUUCAAUUCAUCAGUCUCACGUCUGUACUUUGCUGCGUUUGUAUGCAUCAAGUAGUUAGAUGAAUUACUAUUACACAUACAAACGAUGUCUACUUAGGUUUUCCUCAGCAUCUUCAGCAACAGAGCGAAUUUUCAACAUUUUUUCAUCUUCACCACAGGGCGGCACGAGCACAGGCAACGAGGUUUCAUCUCGGAGUUGUGCGCUUCAACAACUACAAAGAAGGCGGACCGCCUCGCAGCAGAGCUUUGGCAGCACAUCGACGAAUGGCAUUUUGCGGAAAGCAACGUCUCCGCCACGGGAAAACAAAGCUGCCCACGUGCUGUUCGAUGAUGAAGCGGCGAUUGUGCGAACCUUCCUGGACACCCCCACGAAAAUGGGGACGUCGUACAAGAACCACGAAGGUCCUCGUGCAAGGAGCAGUAACUCGCCUUCAGAGGGUUUCCCCCGCCUGCACGAAAAACAGCGCCGCAUUGUCAGCAACAGUACCGUUGUCAGCACACAGGUCCCGGCGGAAAGUCCCUGGCAGCGGGAACACGAUGCUGGGGCGAUAACCCCGCUCGAAAACAACACGCCAGUGGACGAGAAUUUCUACGAUCGACAGAAUUUUUCCUAUAACCCACCACGACGCGACGCUUUUUCUUCGACGAGCCACGCGGUGCUGCCGACGUCCACUGCGUCAUCAAGAGGAUCGACAUCUUCGCGUAGGCAUCACUACAAUUCGCGGCUGCGUGGAGAUGGACGCCGACCCCCAUCAGGCAUGCAGGUUCAUCGCCCUGCGUCGAGCUCGAGUCAGAGCUACCAGCGCCUACCGCCGCCUGUGCUGGUGGAGCGGCACGAGAGAAGGAGGUCGGCGUUUCUGCCUGGUAGAAAAGAAAAUGCUGAUGAUCCUGAUCAAGUGGCAGGCAGCGACGCAGUUGAAGAAGAUCCCGACGAGCCGCACCGCACGAAGAGCGCCUCCUUGUUUCAGCGUCUGAAGGAGCUCGAGCAUCGGAAUCUAGUCCUGCAAAAAGAGCAGCAGGCAACUUUGAUCGACCUGCAAAGUGCGGCGCUGCAGUCCUGUUUGACGCCGAACAAGACCGGUAAUAGUGGUGCUAAUCCUGAGUCAGCGAUGAUGUUUUCGCAUGGUGCUUCUGAUCAUGACGCAGCGGCAAUAUCGACUGGAGAAGCACAAGCUCAAGCAGAACAUAUGCAGCGCGCUCAGGCUUUCGAUCCGCAGGAACAAGAGCCUUGCCAAAAACCGGCAGGAGAGAGUCGCUUCCCAACAGUUUUCGAUCACGCCGAUCCUGCUAGACUUGGGACGACAGUCGACGAUGACGUCAUCAAGGUGAUAUACACCGAGGAAGAGUUUUUCCGGCCACUUUCCGAGCGCUUGACCGGGGCCGCGCCGUCUGUGGCUGCAGCGGCGCGCACGACCUUUCUUCCCAGUCCCAGUACCACAACUUCAACCGCAGAGCCUAGCAAGUCACUGGCACCUGUGGGUAGUGUAGCAACGGCGGAGACGAGAGAGGAGCCUCAGGUGUGAUGUCAUCUUUCUUCUAGAAGUACGUAAUAAAAACUUUCUUUUCGAAUUCGAGCGCCAGCGCCCUUUGAUUUGAUUUAUCGGCCCUUUUCGUUUUCAUUUCCGCUUUGAGAUGCAUGAGCACCAUGAUAUAUGAUUUUCAUCUGCGCGUUACAUUUUUCAUUUUCUCCAGGGCAAUCAUCUUGGCGGGGUGAUCGACCGGAUUGAAGCGCUCGUGAACCGCUUGCAGAACAAGAAAAGCGGCCUGGUGCGCGUCCAAUCGUGCGAAGAGGUAGAGCGCGUGAAGCCUGUACCCAUGCGCGAGCCUAGUCCUGUCACAACUGCUUGCUUUGCCCCCGCCGGGCGGAUGAUCUCCCUGGACGAGGGAAGUUGUGGGCGACAAGAAGGGCAGGAACAGAGUCCAGAAAUGAAGCAGCCAUGCGGGGGUCAUGAUGAUGAGCCGGACGAUUUGCUCGGAUUGAUAAACGACGAGUCCACGUUCAUUGUGGACCAGAUGGGUGCAGCAGCUGCAGGCCAACCGCCGGGAAACGAGCGGGAGGAUGUUGGACUUGAUGAUCAUCUUCAAGAGCAAGUAGACCCAACGCGAACGCCCGCACAUGUUGAGAUGAUGCCUCCGGGCAACAAACCGGCGGCGGCGGUAGCGAGCAGGGGAAAGUCGCCACCUCCUGGAAAUAAAACGAAAAAUCCAUUUGUCGGGAUUGCACAAGCGAAUUACGCGACAACGCAGACAGACAACAAUCGCGGCAAGCAGGAACAACUACAGAAUUCGCGAGGAAAAGCCGAACGACCAGAGGAGGAGCCGCCGCUUCUGCGCGGCCCUUUCUCUUUCUCGUCAUCGCGGUCUUCGGGCGAAGGUGUUCUUCCGGAGUCGAGUGGGCACCAGCACGCUAAUCCGAACACCAGCAACAUGUUGAUAAACGAGACGGACCUGUUCGACCUGACUGCGACAAUUUCCAACUCUCAACUUAAUCUUGUCGACGUCAAUGAACCAUCGGGAGUUGUAAACAGUGAGGGCGCUAGGGCUAGUUUUUGUAGUUUCCGACCCGGUGGAGCUGGUCCUGGUGUGCCCGGAGAUAGACGCGCAACUGCAGAGGUACAACGAGCACAAGAUCCGCUUCGUGAAGUAGCAGUAGGGCAUCAGGAUGCCGCUACGGGAGCACGAAGAACCGCAGCACGAAUGGCGGAGCAGGAGAUCCAGCAUCAAGCGCCAGUGGUACCGACUCCGCAGAGGACCGCCAUUCCCGACCAAGGAGUGCUGGAACAACAACACGAUUUUCCAGAUGGGUCGUUCGCACCGGAUCCCUCUGAACAAACCGUCCAGCGAAAUAAAAACCCCCAGGCGCCUGCUGCAGAUGAACCGCCGCCAGGCACCACAGAUCGUUCGUUUGUCCAGCAGGGGGACGCGGACAAUCAUCAAGCUCGCGGUCGCACUCGCACUACCUCCUCGAACAUGUUGAGCCCCACUACAUCACGGCGGCUGCAGACCAGGCCUUUGAGUUGUCCGCAGUUGCGGAGUCCGGGGUUCCGCGAAAACAUGCAGACUUUGGCAUCGAAGGGCUUGACGCCGCCUCCCGGAGUGGGUCCGGUGAUCGUCAAAACAGAGCCUUCGAUUGUUUCGCUUGGUGGAGCUGCUGGUGCUAGUACCACAACCGCCACAUCGGAAGCGGUACUACAUCGGCACAUGACAGUAAACUACGACCAGAUGAGUAAUUCUAUAGGGACCACAGAAGCUGCCAAGGCGGCCAUGCAUCAAGCCACGGUGCAGCAGCGCACCCCUUCGUGCCCAGUCGUGCAGUACGCGAGUGUCCUGCCCAGUUGCGUGGAGCAAAUGCGUCUCUUGGUCCCGAAGCCACAGACGCCGUCACUCGUGCCCUCUCCAACUCCACAGCGUGUGUUUCCAGCGGCCGUGCCGGAACGAUCCCUUCUUAGUGGACCGUCUGCGCCGAACCUCCCACAACUGGAUAGAGCUGUAUCGCUCCCGCGGUUCUCAUCUCCGCCGGCACACUCGACACAACUGGUGGAAGCGGUUCCUAGCACGACGACGCGGCAGAUCAUACGUCAAGCGUCGCGGCCACAAGCUCCAGAACAGCACGAACAGAAGACGAUUGUUCUGAGUUACUUUCCACCUGCUCCUGGUAGGGACGACGAGCUCCAAAAGCAAGCAAGGAAAAUAAAUACUGCUGCCAAGAGCUCCUCGUCACAAAGCGCCAAACAAGACUGGGCAGCGGUGGCAAAUCUUCGCAGUGGCGGGACCAACUCCAAGCCAGUGCGCGCGACGAACCGCGACGUGGAGAAGAUGGUGAAGAUGAAGAUCAUAUGAAUUGCAAAAAUAUCUGGGUCUGGAAGAUUGCAACUUGUCAUCGUAAAUCUGAAGCAUGCAAAAAUCUGUGUUGCAUGAGUGCCAAAAGCUGUCCACUUUUGAUCAAGUUGGAACGGAGUUUCUCAUGCAGAAUAGGCAUGGCAGAGACCUCGCAGAGUCUGUCAUGCUAAGUCCCGCAUUCCAGACCUCAUGGGUCAUGGAAAAUCUGCAUGACAAGUCUACACUCUUCCAGACCCAUAUAUUUUUGCACUUGAUAGAUCAAAGUCUGGCAGCCGGAGUCGUCGCCGAGCGGAUGCUCCGGCUCGCUUUCGCCCCGUCGCCGCGCUCUGGAAUGCGGGAACAUGGGCAUUCUGCGGAGUCCGAAGUCUUCAACGCGCCACAUCACUUCCUCAUCUCCGUUCGGGCCUGCAGCUUCUGCGGGGUCAGCGGCCGCAGAAGCCUCGUCUUCUUGCACUCGCAAAAUAUGUACCCUGUCGCCGCUCGUCGGGAAAGAGGUUGUAACAAGUGCUGGGACGAGCAGAAGGAGCACGCCCGUGCAGCGACCUUCACGGUUCUCCUCCCCAGCGUCGCAGCCGGUUAAACCACAGGCAAACACGACUAACGGGAUAGAAAUUAGGGACCAGCCGCCUCAUGUCGAAAAGAAGGAGGAAAACAACAUGAGCAGUGGCAGUGCUCGAGGACCUGCUGUGUCGAUGGCGGAGAGAGCGAAGAGCCGCGUGCUCGCUCGGUCAAACUCCACCGCGUCGCUCCACGGCCCGGUGUCCUUUUCCAACCGACCCGUUUCGCACGCCGCCACGCCGACAGCGCAAAACCGCCAGCGCGGUGGAGGUACUAACGUCGAGGAGUGCUCAUUCAGUGAGUCGCUUCGGUGGGAUGACCAACGAAAAAUAUACCACCUCGUGGAAAACAAUUGAUGAAAACUCCUGCAGUGACGCAAGAACAAACUCAACGUGGUAUGUGCACAUCUGUGUUGCUGGUGCAUCCCUUUCAGUACAGUAAAUAAAGAAUCGAUAUCGAAAGAACAAGAAUCACAAUCUUCAGGCCAAGGCUUGUAAAGAUGCUCGGGCGCCGCAGAAGAUACCGCGAUCGCGUGCUCCUAUGAAUUACAACCGCUUUUUUUGACUUGCUUGUGUCUGGUGCGCUUUUAGAUUUAGUUUUUUUACUUUCUAUUUGGGUUAUCUCGG
Messenger RNA from Amoebophrya sp. A120, 5536 nucleotides. The record is from the annotation of a GenBank genome assembly. Lineage: Eukaryota; Dinophyceae; Syndiniales; Amoebophryaceae.